AGAAGGCAGGCGCCCUCCCGCCCAGACAGACCGCCGCCGACGCCCCAGCACGGCACACCGCGCCGCACGCAGCCCGCAAGCAGUCGUGCAGGUACACCGCACCGCACCGCGCACGAAGUUCGCAGUUGAGGGAGAAGAAGUCGGCCUUCAGAAUUGCCCCUUGUCUCACCAUUUGAGGAGGAGCGAGCCAUGGCAGUGGCCAGCAGCGGCGAGGGCAGCCAUGGGCGGAUCGCCGAGUGGUUCCGCGGUCGGUCGCUGCUGGUGACGGGCGGCUCCGGCUUCAUCGGCAAGGUGCUGCUCGAGAAACUCCUGCGCUCGCUGCCACAACUGGGCACCGUCUACGUCCUGCUCAGGGGCAAGCGUGGGGACUCGCCAGCUGCCAGGCUCGAGAACAUCAAGCGCCUGCCGCUGUUCGACAGGUUGCGGCGGACGGACCCCUCGGCGCUGGAGCGCCUGCAGGCGGUGGAAGGAGACGUGCUGCGCGCCGACCUGGGGCUGCAGCCCCCGGACCGCGCCCGCCUGCUGGCCGAGGUGUCCGUCGUCUUCCACUGCGCCGCCACGCUGCGGCUCGAGGCGGGGCUGAAAGCCGCCAUCGAGCACAACACGGCGGGCACGCUGCGCCUGCUGCACCUCUGCCGGCGCAUGCGCCACCUCCAGGUAAUAGUUCACUUAUCAACAGCAUUCUGCCACUGUGAACAAGAGGUGCUAGAGGAAAAAAUUUACCCACCACCUCAUGAUCCACAUGAUAUCAUGCAUUUAGUCCAAUGGCUGGAUGAAGAAUCUCUUGCUUCUAUCACACCAAAGCUUCUGGGUCCACAUCCAAACUGUUAUACAUACUCCAAAAGACUAGCAGAAAGUCUUGUAUAUGAAGAAUCAAAAAACUUGCCAGCUGUUAUUUGCCGCCCAUCCAUAGUGACACCAGUUUUCAAUGAGCCAUUGACAGGAUGGGUCGACAAUCUCAAUGGUCCUGUUGGUAUUCUGGUUGGUGCAGGAAAGGGAGUUAUUCGCUCCAUGCUUUGUGGACCAGAUUUUUGUACUGAAAUUAUACCUGUUGACAUAGCGGUCAAUGGAAUUAUAACAGCUGCAUGGGAUACAGCAGUCAGAAGACCAGAUGAGAUGCCUGUGUAUAAUUUAUCAACAUCAUCUCUGGUGCAGAUUACAUGGGGUGAAGUAUUAGAACGUGGACGUCAGAUUGUGUAUGAGAAUCCAUUUGAAGGUGCUGUUUGGUAUCCUGACGGAAAUAUUCGUACAAAUCAAACAGUACAUUAUCUUCAUGUACUCCUUUUUCACAUAUUUCCAGCUUAUGUAAUCGAUUUUCUACUGCUGCUUGCUAUGCAGAAGAGAUUCAUGGUGAGGCUCCAGAACAGAAUAAGCAAUGGACUGAAGGUGCUGCAGUACUUUACAUUGAGGCAAUGGAAUUUUGACAAUAAGGAGAUUCUUGAGCUAAGUAGUCGCAUGACAAAAGAGGAUUGUGAAACAUUUUAUAUGGCAAAUGUUGAGUAUGAUGUUGAUAGUUAUCUGCUGGCAUGUGUUCUUGGUGCAAGGCAAUACUGCAUGAAAGAGCCAUUAUCUUCACUUCCAAGAGCCAGGCGGCACCUAAAAAUGUUGUACUGGCUGGACUGGCUGGUGAAGAUGAUGUGUAUUGGCUUCCUGCUCUAUGUAAUGUAUCAAUAUGCUAGACCAUCAAAAGCUCUGGUCAUCUCUUCUGUGGAUGGCAUGAAGUUAUCUGGUGUCAUCAGCAGUUUCAUUUCUUAAAAAAAAAUUAGUACCUGCACAUUAAUGAUAUAAAUAGGACAAACUUUUGAUGCAUGAGAAGUGUCACUAUACUCUGAUUAAAAUUACUUUGUGAUUGGGGUUUCAGCGAGUCAAGUAGUAGGGGUGAUCCACAUCCAAUCAGUUCUUUCCUGAGUGCCAUGUGCUCACUGUAUUGUCUAUUUUGUAGAUUGAGUACAGUGCCUUGUGAAGUGUGGCUGGCUGUACACAAGCAACUCUGCCCCCUGCCACAGCUAUCUGUCAAUCACAAAGAAAUUUUAACUGGAGUAUAAAUACCUGAAUCAAGUUUAAUAGCAUAGUAAUAUUACUACUACUACUGAAUCUGCACAUGUUUACUACAACAAAAAAAUAUUUUCGACAUUCAACAAGGAUAUAUGGAUGAAUUUUUCUUUGAUAUCUAAUAAAUUACGCUGUGUCAAACUGUGAAAAAAUCUCUAAGCACUAAUUAUAUGUGCUUUUUUUGCUUUUCAUUAUUGUACAUAUUCUAAAUAGUAAUUAGUUAUUUCUAACAUUUCACAUUUAUACAUAUGUGUGUCAGAAAAAAGUAAUACAAUUGCUAAAAUGAAUAGAAAAAAAUGGAAAUUUUUCAAGAUAAUAUGGGGCUCAUACGACAGGGAGGAAAGAAGAGAAUGAGAGGUAAUGUUAGAAAAAAGGAUAGAUUGCUACUCAUUGUAAAGAUGACCCAUUGAGUUUCAGACAGAAAAGACUGAUACACAAUAUAGCUUUCUGCCAAAGGCUUCUUCAGAAAAGAAAACAUGCACACAUUCACACAAGCAAGCACACCUCAUACACAUAUGACUACUACCACAGGCAACUCUGAUUGAAAUUACCAGUGGCAGUGCUCAUGUGCUUGCUUGUGUGAAUUUGUGUGUGUUUCCUUUGCUGAAGAAGGCUUUGGCUGAAACCUAUAAUGUGUAUCAGUCUUUUCAUCUUGCCUGUCUGCAACUCAAUGUGUCAUUUUUAUGGUAGUAUAAAUCUAUCUUUUUUAAAAUAUUGUUGAUAUUCCAGCCUGGAGCUUCCAUUGUUUAAGAAUGAGAUGUAAACACUUUGUUGUUGGACACCUUGACUUACUCAAAAUCUCUGAAGUUCUCUUUCAUCAUGGGAUUAUAAUAUAUUUUUCAGAAACCAUGACAAGACAAAUUCAUUGGUGAGUGUCAAGUUGUAAAGUUGCCAACCUAUUACUUUGUCCCAAAGUCUCAUAUAAUGUUUGCAUUAACCUUGUGUGGUCAAAGAUAGCAGUAAACUGUUUAUGAAUGAUGCACACAAUGCUGCACAAUUUAGUUUUCAUUUUUCUUCGUGUUUAUUAACAUGCAGCUUAUUUUGAUGAUCAUCUUUGUGAACUGUAUGACAUCUGUAUCCCGGCACGGGUCAGUAAGUCACACCUAGUCAAAGCAUUUUCAGGAAGUUUACAAGUGGUGUUGAUUAACAAUUAGCUGUGCACUUUGAUGAUUUCAAAUGACACACAGUAACUUUUCACAAUGAUAGCUAAACACAUGAUUUUGUGGGCAAUGCCCAUCUAUUAGCAUGCAUCUUAGAAAAUAUUACAUACUGGUACAAUACUAAACUGUACCAUUUUAGAUAUUAACACAGAAGACAUGAAUAUUAAAAAUGAUAAAGAUAUAAUAGGUAGUAAAAGAAGCUGUUCAAUUACUAGUUGUAUAAUUAGAAAAUGGUGAGAUUAUUGAUAUUUUUUACAGGAGAGCAAUUUAAUGUGAAAGGGGAGUUCCAUAGUUCACCAGAAAGUUUCUAGGAAGUGAAGUUUUCUAAUUGGAAUAAUUAACAAACUAACAAGUAUUUUAGGGAAAGUAUGUAUUUUUGAAAGCUGAAAGUCGAUGCUACAGAAAAAUAGCACUGGUUUUGGAAAGAAGUAAAUUUUAAGAUUCAGUCAUACUGGAACACUUAAGAUUUUCUGUAAAAAUAACCUCUGAAAUAUUGAUUUUUUACAAAAAGUAACAUGUUUGUUGAAAGGUGGAGACUAUAGGCUUUUAAGUGAACUAUGUUAAUCUUGAAAGAGACAACUUGGAAACAUAAAUUAAAAUACUUCUUUAAAUAAAAUGUUUCUAUAAGAACUAAAUAUACCAUUACUGUCAGCAGGCUAAAAAGUAUCCUAUGAAUAAUAAAGUUUUGUGAAAUGUGCCAAGAGCAUAAAAUUAGUUGUUUCUUGAACUACCAUAAAAUAAGGAAAUGGUAACCACUCAUUUAUAGUAUUCAAGGGGUGGCUAGAAAAUAAGAGGACUAUUGCUGCAAAAUAUUUUAUUUCAAAAACAUACAUAUUUGAUUAUUGUCACCCUCAGCAUACUCCCCUCCUCUGUAUAGCAUUUCAUAUGAUUUUUCCAUUGAUGGAAACAAUGCUUGAAGUCUUCCUCUGUGAGCUCCUUGAUUACACAUGCUGCUUUCCCUUUCUCUUCUUCAAUUAACUGAAAUCUUGUUCAAUGUCUUCUUGGCCAACUUGAAAAUGCUUGAACCUCAAAAACUUGUGCUUGUGAUAAACAGUCUUUGCCACACACUUCUUUUAGUAAGAGAUAGGUUUCAGUAUCAGUUUUUCUGAGUUUAAUGUGAAACUUCACUGGCACAUGUGUACUUACUCCGUGACAGUAUCAGUCCCGUUGUUUUAUAGCCACACCUCAUAGACACACAUAACAGGAAACAGUCUUCAUGCUAUCUUUAGAGCUCUUGCUCUUUUCUAGAAAAAGUACGCUCAUGACCAUACAGACACCCAAACACACAAUCCUGUAGCAGUGGCAAGACAAGUUGUUAUGUAUUAUUAAUGUAAACAAAUCAGGAAAGAAUAAAAGUAAUAUAAGUGACAUAAAAAUAUGUAACACAGCUCCACUUUGCUCUGUCUGCAAUGUUUUUCCAUCGAGCUUGCUCAUUAUUGAGGAAGAGAUUCUCUGACACAUUACUGAACAUCUCAAUGUCAAUGGUGUGAGGCCCCAUACUCAUUGAUUUAAGGAAAAAGACUGUUCUGCAGCAGUGUACAAUAAAUUAAGCUAAUUACUGUGUUUUCAUCAAAAAUAAAGAUCCAUAAGACUUUGUUAGCAAUUUGGUAUAUACACAUUUUUGAUUGGUGACCCCCUUUUUCAUGUCUAAGUGAUACAUGUGUAUUUUGCAUUUCUAAUAUAGGCAUUGUUUCUGCUUUGUUUCCCAAUUAUACUGAUCAUUGCCUUAUCACAAAAAAUUAUGCACGGAAGUGUCACUUCCUUCCAUGUGUUUGCUGUGAUACACCUCAUUUUAUUUGACCACAAGCUGGUGUAGUGUGACCAUCAUAUUUCUUCUUUAUCAAACAAUGGAAAAUCCAGGAUGAAAUGUAACAAUAUUAUGAAAAGGAAAGUUUCCAUUCACCAUAUAGCGGAAAUGCUGAGUUGCAGAGAGGCACAACAAAAAGACCAUCGCAGUACAAGCUUUCAACCAACAAGGCCUUAGUCAAAAAUAAAAACAAACACACACACACACACACACACACACACACACACACACACACACACACACACACACACACGACUGCAGCCUCUAGCAGCUGAAGCCACACUGUGAGCAACAGCAGCAGUGCAUGAUGGGAGUGGCAACUGGGUGGGGGUAAGGAGGAGGCUGGGGUGGGAAGGAGGAGGGACAGUAGGGAAGGGGUGGGGAACAGUGAAGUGCUGCUGGGGAGUGCACAAGGAUGAGGUGGAUUAGAGUAGAGCAGUUAGGUGCAGUGAGGACGUUAGAUGGAGGGCAGGGGAGAGGUGGGGGGGUGGCAGAAAAGGAGAGAAGUAAAAAUACAGGGUGCAUUGGUGGAAUGAGAGUUGUGUAGUGCUGGCAUGAGAACAGGGAUGAGGCUGGGUGGGUGAGAAAAAUAACUAAUGAAGAUUGAGGCAAGGAGGGUUACAGAAAUGAAGCCUGCACAAUUCAGAAAAGCUGGUGUUGGUGGGAAGGAUCCACAUGGCACAGGCUGUGAAGCAGUCAUUGAAAUGAAGGAUGUCAUGUUGGGCAGCAUGCUCAGGAGCAGGAUGGUCCACUUGUUUCUUGGCCACAGUUGGUCGGUGACCAUUCAUGUGGACAGACAGCUUGUUGGUUGUAAUGCCCACAUAGAAUGCACCACAGUGGUUGCAGCUUAGCUUGUAGAUUACAUGACUGGUUUCACAGAUAGUCCUGCCAUUGAUGGGUUAGAUGAUGUCUGUGACCGGACUGGAGCAUGUGGUGAUAGGAGACUGUAUGGACAGGUCUUGCAACUAGGUCUAUUACGGGGUUAUGACCCAUAAGGUAAGGGGUUGAAAGCAGGGGUUGUGUUGGGAUGGAUGAGUAUUGUGUAGGUUCAGUGGAUGGCAGAAUAUCUCUGUGGGAGGUAUGGGAAGGAUAGUGGGCAGGACAUUUCUCAUUUCAGGGAAUGACAAGAGGUAGUAAAAACCCUGGCUGAGAAUGUAAUUCAGUUGUUCCAGUGCUGAGUGGUACUGAGUUGCGAGGGGAAUGCUCCUCUGAGUGGCUGUCCAAUGAGCUAGCCCGCGGGUGGCUCCUCAUUCUCCCACAAGCCACCAGACGCUUUCCCCCAACUCCCUCCCUGCCCCCUGCCUCCUGCCUCUCUUCAUUCCUCACCCCACCCCACCCCACCCCACCCCACCACACCUUGCACCUCCAUCUCACCCCAGUACACUCACCACGGGCCAGGAAAGAGAUGGCAGUUGAAUGAGCACCAUGUAGGGAGACGCACAUGUGUGUGUGUGACAACACAGUGCUUCUGCCUUUCAGUGAGUCGUCUUUUUAUUUCUGAAUAAUUCGUUAUUCUCAACCAGAACUUUCUGUGUGUUAUUAAAACCAACAGUGGUGACUGUAAAAUGACUCUGUUGUCACCAGUACCCACAAAGGAUCAUAUAUUUACCUUUUUCAGGGCCUUAUUGUAUGCAAGUGACAGCCUAAUGUUCUUAUUAUCAAAAUUUCAUAAUUGUUAUAAGCAUUUUUAGAUAAAUAUGGACACCAGAAGAAAUUGGAAAAUACGUUCUAUUCACUGUUUGCAUCUCCAGAGAUAAUAGUGUUUUGUACAGCCCAUUUUUCUGAACAGUGUAUAUUAAAAUGUGUAUCAUUUUUUAUUUAUAAGUAUGUCAGAGACUGGAAAAACACCAUCUGUAAUGUAAAAAUUAAUGUGGUUAAGGAGAAAUAACGUAAAAAGUUUAAAACUGUUUGACAGCUCAGAGAUAAGUUGGACUGUGUGCUUAAGAAAUAAAAACAUAGUGAUUAA
Messenger RNA from Schistocerca gregaria, 6985 nucleotides. RefSeq names its product putative fatty acyl-CoA reductase CG5065. Gene Ontology annotation, biological process: long-chain fatty-acyl-CoA metabolic process. Bases 190 to 1755 code for a protein of 521 amino acids. Gene Ontology annotation, cellular component: peroxisome. Lineage: Eukaryota; Metazoa; Arthropoda; Insecta; Orthoptera; Acrididae. Gene Ontology annotation, molecular function: alcohol-forming very long-chain fatty acyl-CoA reductase (NADP+) activity. The transcript is spliced from 10 exons. The record is from RefSeq and is a predicted model, not a curated record.